Phoenix dactylifera (date palm) is the source of this 990-nucleotide messenger RNA. RefSeq names its product molybdopterin biosynthesis MoaE family protein. The record is from RefSeq and is a predicted model, not a curated record. NCBI's taxonomy places the organism in Eukaryota, Viridiplantae, Streptophyta, Magnoliopsida, Arecales, Arecaceae. Gene Ontology annotation, cellular component: molybdopterin synthase complex; cytosol. Gene Ontology annotation, molecular function: molybdopterin synthase activity. Gene Ontology annotation, biological process: Mo-molybdopterin cofactor biosynthetic process.
CGUAUUUUCAAUGGGGCUUGGCCUUCGCUUACGGCACCGAGAGCUCUGGGCGUCCCCAAUUUCGGUUGCGUUGACAAGGAAAAAGCGAGGAAAAAGGCGGCCAGCCGAGAACCGGGGAUUAAUUCGUGUCCAAUGGCGGCGGAAGGAGGAGAGGCGACGGAGGACCUGAUCGAGAUCCUGGAGGCGUCGCCGACCCCGAUCGACCUCGCACGGUACGUGAACCACGUUCGCGACCCCGCCGCCGGGGCCAUCGCCACCUUCGAGGGCACCACCCGCGACACCUUCGAGGGGAAACGCGUCCUGGAGCUCCGCUACGAGGCCUACGUCCCCAUGGCGCUCCGGCGCCUGCGGGCCAUCUGCUCCGCCGCCCGCGCCGCCUGGCCCCUCCGCCGCCUCGCCGUCGCCCACCGCCUCGGCACCGUCCCAGUCGGCGAGGCCAGCGUCUUCACGGCAGCGUCGGCGGUGCACCGGGCCGACGCGCUCGAGGCGUGCCGCUUCCUCAUCGACGAGGUGAAGGCGUCGGUGCCCAUCUGGAAGAAGGAGGUCUACGCGAACGGCGAGGUCUGGAAGGAGAACAGGGAGUUCCUUCAGAGAAGGAACGCCUUGGCCUCCUCUUCCUGCUGCUGCGCCACUAAGGUCGUGAUGGACGACGACGCCGCCGCCGACGCCGCCGCCGUGACGGCGGCCGACGAUGGCGGUUCGGGGGCGGAUAAGGAAGAAUUCCCGGCCGUCUGAUGGAGAUGAGUCGACGGACCGAUCGCGUCUCGUUCUGUUCUGUUCUCCCUCCUGCAUCCGUUAGGCUAACGCGCAUCCGAGAGCAGAUGUUGCGGCACCGUCGAUUUGUUUUUGUUUUUACUUUAUUUUUUGUUUUAAAUUAUCAGGGAGGUUGCUGGGUUUCCCCUUAGGAACAACGUCUCACUGUAGCUUAGCUUCUUUGUAGCACAUAAUAUAUACUCGGUCGUUGUGUCUGGUUUUGAUAUAUUCAUUCAA